Molecule: messenger RNA, 2756 nt
Organism: Myodes glareolus (Bank vole)
Lineage: Eukaryota; Metazoa; Chordata; Mammalia; Rodentia; Cricetidae
Source: RefSeq, a predicted model, not a curated record
GCUUCCCGGUUGGCGUGUCCAGAGCACACCGUCGUUUUUCAGGUGUGGGGAAGUCAUGCCUCCUCCUACAGUUCACCGAUAAGCGGUUCCAGCCUGUGCACGACCUCACAAUAGGUGUGGAGUUUGGAGCCCGUAUGGUCAACAUUGAUGGAAAGCAAAUCAAACUGCAAAUCUGGGAUACGGGUGGCAUGUGAGCAAGUUUCUGUCUCUGGAAAUAACCUAGUUUUACUGGGAUUUUUUGUUGCUGUGUUGAUGGUAAAGGCUGGGCAAGAGUCCUUCCGUUCUAUCACCCGUUCCUACUACAGGGGAGCAGCUGGGGCACUGCUGGUGUACGACAUCACACGACGUGAAACCUUCAACCACCUAACAUCAUGGUUAGAGGAUGCCCGCCAGCACUCGAGCUCAAACAUGGUUAUCAUGCUGAUCGGAAAUAAAAGUGAUCUAGAAUCCCGGAGGGAUGUGAAAAGAGAAGAAGGAGAGGCCUUUGCUCGGGAGCAUGGCCUUAUAUUCAUGGAAACAUCAGCCAAGACAGCCUGCAAUGUUGAAGAGGCCUUCAUUAACACAGCCAAAGAAAUAUAUAGGAAGAUCCAGCAGGGUUUAUUUGAUGUCCACAAUGAGGCAAAUGGCAUUAAAAUUGGGCCCCAACAGCCAAUUUCAACAUCAUCAGGACCAAGUUCCUCGCAGCGGAACGCUUGUGACACAGGCCCUGACUCUGGCUGCUGCUGAGCAUCUGACAUCGGCCUGAACUCUUUUUUUUUUUUUUUUUUUUUUUUCCUUUGCUGGAACAGCUUCAGAUCAAUCAGCUUAAAGAAAGAGGUCUUACUUGCUUUGGCUGAGAGCAGGCUCUUUUCAAUGUGCGAUGUUUCACCCUUCACUUAAAACACAGGAGAAAAUUGGGCCCUUACUAACCUGUCCCCUCCGUUAGGGACACAAGUAUUCCAUAUAGAUCAGGACUCCUCUCAUCCUCUGAUUUCUAAAAUGUUAGGAUCAAAGUUGAUUGUCACAGUAGUUAAAAAAUAAACAACUUACUAAAUAUCUACAUGUGUUUGCUAGGUGUGGUGGCAAACACCUGUAACCCAGCACUCGGGAGUUUUGGCAGGAGGAUCUCCGUGAGCUUUGAAGUCAGUCUGGGCUACAUAAGUAUUACCAGGCUAAUAGUAUACACGGCUGACAUAGUAUCAUCCUGUCUCAAAAAGAAAAAAUAGAGAAAGGAGAAAAAAAUGCAUAUAUCUGUUCUUUGCCUAAUUUUUAGUAGCUAGGGUGAAGGAUAUUCUGAUCAAACAUUUAGUACUAAGGAUCUGGAUAAUUUGGAUGAUAACUCUGUACAUAGUAAUUUCACUGAGUUCAUUUCUAUGUUGUGGAAACCCGCUUGUCAUUUCCUAAGAGUUCCUGUAGCAGCUGGGUGCCUUGGUACUAGUUUCUUUUUAUUUAUUGUGCGUGUGCAGAACCUUAAUUGCCAUUCUGCAGGAGCCCACCACCUUGGUUUUUGAGACAGCAUCUCUCACAGGAACCUGGAGCUUCAUGAUUAGACGAGGCUAGCUGGCCCUUUUCAUUGCUAGUUCCUGGUUGUUAAUUACAGAACUUUGAGAGCAGCAGAGUUGGUGCUGGACCUGUAACCACAUCGUUUACUUAAAGAAAUGUUAGUUUUUCAUUUUGUUUAGGAGACCAGUUCUAGCAUUACAGUUUAUUUCACCAAAUUGAUUCCUACUGUUUCAUCAUUCUUUCUUUUACCUUAUUUUUUGUUUUGAUGUGUGUGUGUGUGCAUGCAUGUAUGUGUUGUUUGAGAGGGGUGUGCUAGAGAUCAAAUCUAGGUUCUUAAACAUACUAGGUAAGUGCUGUACCACUUGAGCUAUAUAUACCCUUAGAAGCUUUCUCUUACUUUUUUGUUUUGAGGCAAGUUGCCCAGGCUAGCCUUGAACAGCAGGCCUUAAAUUUGGAAUCCUGAUACCUCAAUUUCCAGGUAGCUGGAUAUACUCCUAACCAUAUCUAUUAGACUUGUACUCUAAUCAAUCUAAUUGGCUUACUGAAGAUGACAUAUUUCUUCCAACUUCUAUGUCUCUGCAUGUGCUCUGCCCUCUACUAACAUUCCGCUGACUUUCUCCUUUAGGGGAUCCUUGGUGACUGGCCUAGAGAGUUCUAAGAAAUGAUUCACACAGUAUCUCUUAGCAUUGCUAUCUCGGUUAAUUUUAUAUAUAUAUAUAUAUAUAUAUAUAUAUAUAUAUAUAUAUAUAUAUUUGUAUUUGUUUUACCUUGUAAAUAUGUUUUGUAGGCUUUAUUUUUUGGAGGGGUUCUCUCUCAUAUAGGAUGUAAGCUCUGUGAGAGCAGGGUCCAUGACAUUCCCAAUUCAUCACACCAUUCUUUACCCUGUGCAAUUUAUGAUCUGAAAUUUGAGUGGCAUACUUUAAAGCUUAAGGCUUUAAACUUUGAAAGAAACAAAAGGCCUUAGAGUUGUGUCUUUGUAAAUGUAUCUGUUUUCCCCAUCUGCUUAUCCUGGGUUCUCUGUUGCUCUUCUGUCCUGCCUCUCCUGCCUCCAUUCUGUGCCGCAAACAGUAGGGACGCCUGCAGCCAGACUCACCCGCUCCCUAGACUGUGUAAUGCGAUUGCCUCUGCUUUACUCCGCACACCACCUUCUGGGACAGUUGCUUUCUUUUUUACUUGUUUCACUUGUCUUUCUUUCACAGCACUGAGGUCUCACCAAAUUUUCUAGUUUUUUAUUGUUAAUGACUGUUUUACUAUUAAAUAUAUGCAUGAUCCAA